Molecule: messenger RNA, 692 nt
Organism: Tilletiaria anomala UBC 951
Lineage: Eukaryota; Fungi; Basidiomycota; Exobasidiomycetes; Georgefischeriales; Tilletiariaceae
Product: putative PPA1-H+-ATPase 23 kd subunit, vacuolar
Exons: 5
Coding region: 1-609 (202 amino acids)
Biological process (GO): proton transmembrane transport
Cellular component (GO): proton-transporting V-type ATPase, V0 domain
Molecular function (GO): proton-transporting ATPase activity, rotational mechanism
Source: RefSeq, a predicted model, not a curated record
AUGUCAAUUGCGGCCUACACUGUCGGCGGCGCUGCGACAGUCAGCGCCGCCGCCGGGCUGUACCUGCUUUUCACAGGUUCAGGAAAUGCUUUCAACAUCGGCGCGUUCUUGGAGCAAACAAGUCCAUAUACUUGGGCGAUGCUUGGCAUCGGACUCUGCAUCGGGCUCAGCGUCAUUGGGGCAGGAUGGGGCAUCUUCAUCACAGGCUCAUCAAUUCUAGGAGCUGGUGUGCGAGCGCCACGAAUCACAACAAAGAAUCUGAUUAGCAUCAUUUUCUGCGAGGUAGUCGCCAUUUAUGGUGUGAUCAUGGCGAUCGUCUUCUCUGCCAAGGUUACAGGCAGCGCAGGCAUUGACACACUCUUCACCCCGGAGAACUACCUGACUGGGUAUCUGCUCUUCUGGGGAGGCUUGACCGUGGGUCUCUGCAAUCUUAUCUGCGGUGUUUCCGUCGGCAUCACAGGCGCGAAUGCAGCCGUGGCCGAUGCAGCGGACCCUCAGCUAUUCGUCAAAAUCCUCAUUGUGGAAGUGUUCAGUAGCAUUCUCGGUCUGUUCGGGCUUAUCAUUGGCCUGAUCAUGACGUCUAGUGUCCAAGAAUUCGGGUCCGUGUAAUAUGCCCACAGGCUUGGCAGAAAUGUACACUACACGCAAAGGCUGUUCACUGAUUUGAUGAAUGAGACAAUCGCCUUUCAGAC